Nomia melanderi (Alkali bee) is the source of this 3664-nucleotide messenger RNA. It is a transcript of the gene Fbxl4, whose product is annotated as F box and leucine-rich-repeat gene 4. Gene Ontology annotation, biological process: SCF-dependent proteasomal ubiquitin-dependent protein catabolic process. Gene Ontology annotation, cellular component: SCF ubiquitin ligase complex. Lineage: Eukaryota; Metazoa; Arthropoda; Insecta; Hymenoptera; Halictidae. The record is from RefSeq and is a predicted model, not a curated record. Gene Ontology annotation, molecular function: protein binding.
UCAGUGCAACAGUGCACAUAAGAACCUCCAUGUUGCUCAGGAGAUGAGCUCUGAAGUGAAUGCGGGUCUUGAUCGGUCAGCUUUCAUCUUUUCUCAUCUCAUUUUUGAUACUAAUUUAUUAUUCGUCAAUACGAUUACGCGUAACCAGUGAAAACCGUAAACAAAAUCCCUAGCAAGAAUCCUUUCUUAGCCUUGUGCCAUCUGUGGACUCGACUUCUGAACAACCCGAAGUAUUCAUAUCCUUGGUAUCUACUUGACGCUGAUAAUUGUCAUUUAUGAUGAAUAUAAGAAGUUUUUAAAUUGUCUGUUUCAAACUCUGACUUUAACAGAUGGUAGAGGAUGUAAAACACAAAAGAAACUUCUUUUUGUCCAUGUAUUACUAGUUACUGAUACUUACAUUGAUUGGAAUGUUCUCUAUUCCCUUUCACAGAAAGGAAACUCUGAAAACUGAUGUCACUCAGUGUUUUAUGAUAUUCAUUUGACAAACCAGUGGACUUAAUAGACCAAAAAACUAUAAACUGACGUGACUUUUUUUUAAGAACGCUGUGUGAUAUUACAUAUGCUGUUAGAAGUGUUCAUUAUAUAUUUUGUAUUAUUAUUAUUGAUAUAGUCAUUAAGAAAGAAAAAUUUGCAUUUGCAUUUAGUUGUAUCAUUAGAAAAUGCGAGCUUUUAGCAUGGAAUUUCAUUUGAUAAAAUGAAAGGGUUAUCAAGGAUUUAUACGCAGGAUAAUGCCUGGUGGAAAAUGAACCAAUGAGAAAUGGUCAUGUGACCAAAUAGCCGUCAUUGUUAUGUUUUACUCUAAUCUUAAGUUGAACAAAUAAUGGUUGUUUUAUAUUUCUAUGUUUAUAUUAUCGAUUAUUGAAUUAAAUGAAUUUAAUUCUUUGCGUAAAAUAUAACUCAUUAAAAUCAUAAUGUAUUAGAUUUGAUUUUUCAUCUUGUGUUCUUAUGAUAUAAGAAAUGCCAAUGUACGAAUCAUUAGUAUGUUCAAAAAAUUGUGAUUGAUGAGAUGUCAUGUACCACAUGUAUUUUUAUGUUAAAAUAGAAGUAUAAGAUAUGAGAAUUUGUUUUUUACACUUUAAAAUAAUUAAUUGUUAAAAAUAUUUAAUUUAUAAAAGAUUGUUUAUAUUUAUCGUACAUGCAAUUGUAACAGUAUCGAAAGAGUAAUUAACCUAUAUUAAUUGAACUUUGAAGUUAAAAUCUACUGAUUAAUUUUAAAUGACAUGAUAUCUCAUGACGAGACAAAAGUUGAAAUACUACCGAUAAGUGGAGAAAAAAUUGAAGGAAAAGAAGAAACUGUUGUAUUUGUCGAACAAUAUGUGAAAGAUGUGUGUGACUUUAGCUCUCAGUAUGGAAGUAAUAUCAGUAUUUCUUACACGGCUUAUAAUAUUGCUGGAAAUCCCAGUAAAUUUCCGGACUAUGGAGAUUUUCCACAAGCUUUUGUUAUGAGAACUUAUGGGCCAUGGUGGGACAAAGCACCAUCAAGACUGAUAGAUUAUAUGCCGCAAAAUAAUGGAGAUAUUGUAAGCCAGGAUUAUAUAGAUUUAGAAUUUUAUCAAGAGGUAUAUCCAAUUAGAGUUUCAAUAUAUGAAACUUAUAAUCCUGGAAGUGUGGUUGGGGUAUGGGCACAAAAUUCGGAUGGAAAAUGGUAUCAAUUAUGGAGCGGUGUUCCUCAAAGUGUUCCACAUAAGCCACGCAUAUUUUCUCCUCGUUUACAGCUAUGCAAUUUUAAAACAAAAAUGAUAAGACUGGAAUUUAAUCACGACUUAUUAGAUUAUUAUACAGAAUUAGAUGCUGUAUUACUUAUUGGAACGUCUGAAUUAAUUGUUCCUAACAAUAAUUUACAUAAUCAAAAUUUAAAUGACCUUAUACAACAUUUGGGUUACCUUGAAUAUAGUAGCGAAGAUACUUAUAAUCUAACACCAGAUUAUUUAAAAGCAAAUCAAGAUUUAUCAAUUCUAAAAAAAACUCUUUCUAAGCACUGUAAACUUUUUAAAAGUAUGAUUGUAGAUAAUAUGUCCAAGGGUAAAUUAGUAUCCAAAAUAGGUCAACAUUAUCAGUCCGUUCCUCCUCUAGAAGAAGCAUUCAAUAGUUUACAACAAUUUUUACAAGAAGAUUUUCCUAAAUUGAUCAGAGAUAUUCAACAUUCAAAAUCAAGUACAUUAUUUGAACAAGAUAAUUCUCCUAACGAUAGAUUUUCAAUAUCAUUAACUGAUUCUGAAUAUCAACCUUGUGGCAGUUUCUCAGCACUUCCAGAUGAAACAGUACUGAAAAUUUUAAAAAAUUUGGACUUAAGAUCUCUGUGUUGUUUGUGCAGAGUAAACAGACAUUUUAAUAACAUUGCAAGGGAUGCUUUGUUAUAUACAAGUCUCAAUUUAAAACCUUACUGGUAUUGUUUAGAUACGUCGGCAUUAAAUUAUUUAGCGUCUAGAUGUAAAUAUUUACAACAAUUAGAUUUAUCAUGGUGUGGAAAUUAUAAUAUGAUUAAGUAUCAAGAUUUUAUACAUUUUAUUCACACAUCUGGAACUCUUCUGACACACUUAAGAUUAAACUGUUGUCAGUUUGUUAAUGAUACAGUUAUCUUUGAAAUAUCGAAAGUUUGUAAAAAUUUAAAAGAAUUAUGUUUACGCAACUGUAUGGGCAUAACAAAUGAAGGAUUUUCGAAACUUGAAUGCUUAGAAUUGCUCGAACGUUUGGAACUUUAUAGAACAAAUAUUGAAACUUCCACAUUAUGCACUAUAUUGAAAAAUAAUAUUCAAAUGCGACAUUUGAAUUUAGCAGGGAUGCAUGAUCGGUUAAAUAUUGAUGAAAUUGCAGUUGAAUUAGGAAAUUCUUGUCCAUACUUAGAAAGUGUAGAUUUUUGGAAAGCGCAGACUUUAACACCACACGGAGUUAGAGCUUUAUCACAUUGCAGUAAUCUCCGAGAAGUUGAUUUUGGAUGGUGUGGUGGAAUGGGUGCACCCGGUGACUCUUUACGAGCACUACUAUCUUCAUGUCAAUACUUAGAGAAAGUAUUUUUAGCAGCACUCCGAGGAUUAACAGAUCGUGAUUUAGAACCACUUUUACAGUGUCAACGAUUGCAACAAUUAGAUUUAUUGGGAGCACGUUCUCUUACUCCUGAUAUAUGUUAUAAGUUUAUUUUAUUUUGUCCAAAGUUAGAAAUGAUUGAUCUUAGCUUUUGUGAAGGCAUUAGUGAUUUUAUAGUACAAGAGUGGCGUCAAUUCUUUCCACGUGUUUCUAUUAAAAGAAGUUUUCAAGUUACCAGUCGAGACAUGUUAUAAAAAACAUUCCAAAACAUUUUAUUAUAAUUGAUGAGAUUGAUGUUAUUUGGCUAUCAAGAAAUUCAAUGAAUAAACUCAAUUUCUUGUCUAUGAGACUACUCCAAGACUGUAACGUAGUUGUACACAAUGAAUAUGUGAAAUUUAAAUUUUAAUAUAUAUUUAUAGUCAUCUUUUAUUUAAAAAGCUGUAUAAUAUAUUUUUUGCAAUUUGAUAAAGCUUGUAAGUUGCUCAUGUAAUAAGUGUUAUUGUAUAGUAUAUUAUAAGAAAUUUUUCAUACAUGUGUAAAUACAAUAUUUUCAUUGAAAAAAAAUGUUAUACUAUUCAAUUAAGAUAAAUCACACCUUAUUUAGUAUAAAACAUCUAAAUUGGCAAGUGCAAAUACUUUU